Molecule: messenger RNA, 2469 nt
Organism: Closterium sp. NIES-65
Lineage: Eukaryota; Viridiplantae; Streptophyta; Zygnematophyceae; Desmidiales; Closteriaceae
Source: the annotation of a GenBank genome assembly
AUGACCCGAUCUAUCGCCACAGCGGCAGCGCGGCUCGCGCGGCGCGGCACGUCCGUUAUAAGGAGCUCUCAUCAGCAGCAUCGUCGACCUUCGUUACAAUCACACUUUGCUUCCCAUCCGCCUCGAUACAAUCACACCCCGGCGAGCACCGCGUCUCUGGCGCCGUUGCUCUCUCUGCGGUCGCGAUUUUUCUCGGCUGAUGCACAGAACGCUUCGAGUGCUGAAAUCGAACGUGCUUCUAACGAAAGUGCUGCGGUGAAGACCGCUUUCGCGCAGAAGGCCCCUUCCCCUGAAACCGACGAGCCAAUCACGCUGGAUGUGAAGGGAGUGGAGAUGAAAGGGCGGCCGCUGUACCUCGACAUGCAGGUGCGUCUAUGGGAUUGCGUACGCCACACCUGUGCGGCUGGGAGUGGAAGGGAGCCUCUCCUUCCCGCACCACCUGACCUGUCUCUCCCCCUGCUUCUCCCCUGCUUCUCCCCUGCUUCUCCCCUGCUUCUCCCCUGCUUCUCCCCUGCUUCUCCCCUGCUUCUCCCCUGCUUCUCCCCUGCUUCUCCCUGCUUCUCCCCUGCUUCUCCCCUGCUUCUCCCCUGCUUCUCCCCUGCUUCUCCCUGCUUCUCCCCUGCUUCUCCCCUGCUUCUCCCCUGCUUCUCCCCUGCUUCUCCCCUGCUUCUCCCCUGCUUCUCCCCUGCUUCUCCCCUGCUUCUCCCCUGCUUCUCCCCUGCUUCUCCCCUGCUUCUCCCCUGCUUCUCCCCUGCUUCUCCCCUGCUUCCCCCUUGCUCCUCCCCUGCUUCUCCCCUGCUUCUCCCCUGCCUCUCCCCUGCUUCUCCCCUGCUUCUCCCCUGCUUCUCCCCUGCUUCUCCCCUGCUUCUCCCCUGCUUCUCCCCUGCUUCUCCCCUGCUUCCCCCUUGCUUCCCCCUUGCUUCUCCCCUGCUUCUCCCCUGCUUCUCCCCUGCUUCUCCCCUGCUUCUCCCCUGCUUCCCCCUUGCUUCCCCCUUGCUUCUCCCCUGCUUCUCCCCUGCUUCCCCCUUGCUUCUCCUCUCUUCUCCCCUCUUCCCCCUCUUAACCCCCUUCCCCCAGGCCACCUCCCCAGUAGACCCAAGGGUCCUAGACGCCAUGCUGCCGUUUUUCACGGAGCAGUACGGCAACCCGCACUCGCGCACGCACCUACGCCAUGCUGCCGUUCUUCACGGAGCAGUGCGGCAAUCCGCACUCGCACACACCUGUCUUUCCCCACCGCCUUUGUUUCUCCCCUGCUUGUCGCCCCCAUCUCUACCAUCCCAGGCCACCUCCCCCGUGGACCCAAGGGUCUUAGACGCAAUGCUGCCGUUCUUUACAGAGCAGUACGGCAACCCGCACUCGCGCACGCACCUGUAUGGGUGGGAGAGUGAGGGGGCGGUGGAGGCAGCACGGCAGCAGGUGGCGUCUCUGAUCGGUGCCAGCCCCAAGGAGAUCAUCUUUACUUCUGGGGCGACUGAGUCGAACAACAUUGCCAUCAAGGGCGUGGCGCAUUUCUACAAGGACAAGAAGCGCCACGUCAUCACCACUCAAACCGAGCACAAGUGUGUGUUGGACUCGUGCCGGCACCUGCAGCAGGAGGGCUUCGACGUGACUUACCUCCCCGUCGGCUCUGACGGUCUCGUCGACCUCGAAACCCUAAAAGCCGCGAUCCGCCUGGACACGGUUCUCGUUUCGAUCAUGACCGUUAACAACGAGAUUGGCGUCAUCCAGCCGCUCGCCAAAAUCGGGCAGCUCUGCCGGGCAAACAAAAUCUUCUUCCACACCGACGCUGCGCAGGCAGCGGGGAAAAUCCCGUUAAGUGUCGACGAGCUAAACAUCGAUCUUCUCUCACUUAGCAGCCAUAAGAUCUACGGUCCGAAGGGGGUUGGCGCUUUGUAUGUGCGCCGCCGACCCAGAGUGAGGCUCGAGCCUCAGAUGAGCGGUGGAGGCCAGGAACGGGGUCUCAGGUCCGGUACCGUACCUACCCCGCUGGUGGUUGGGCUAGGUGCGGCAUGCGCCGUCGCCGAAGCUGAACUAGAACGCGAUUACCGCCACGCAGAGCACUUAAAGGAGAGGCUUUUAAAGGGGAUAACGUCGCAGCUGGAAGGGGUGGUGAUCAACGGCUCUGAUGAACCCGGGAAGCGGUACCCGGGCAAUCUGAACCUCUCGUUUGCGUAUGUGGAGGGGGAGAGCCUGCUUAUGGGGUUGAAGGAGAUCGCGGUGUCGAGUGGGAGUGCAUGCACGAGCGCGAGUCUCGAGCCCAGCUAUGUGCUGCGGGCGCUGGGCGUGGAGGAGGAGAUGGCUCAUACCUCCAUUCGGUUCGGAUUCGGGCGAUUCACCACUGAAGAAGAGGUGGACAGGGCUGUGGCCCUGACAGUGCAUCAGGUGCAGAGGCUGAGGGACAUGAGUCCGUUGUGGGAGAUGGUGCAGGAAGGCAUUGACAUCAAGACCAUUCAAUGGUCGCAGCACUGA